CCGUAGCAACUCCGACAAUGAGCGACGAGCAGCGCUUCGAUGGUCUCUUGAUGCAAAUGGCGCAGCAACAGAACGGCAUUGAGCCCAUGCUAACCAGCGUGUUUGGAUUCCUUCGUCGGAAGACUGACUUCUUCUCGGGGGCAACCCAAGAAGCGAUUGAGCAGAUGGUGCUGACCGUGGUGCGCAAAGAGUCUGCGAUUGCCGAACGAGAACGGUACGAUCGCAGGGUGCAGGAGGAAAAGGACAAGAAGAAGCGCCUUGAAGCCAAGCGAAAGAAGGAGGAAGAGGAAGCAGCUUCGCGGAAAACGCAGUCCCGAUUUGAAGAAAUCACAGACGAUGAAGAUGUCGUGCCGUCGGUGCCAGUGAAAACGUCUGCACCCGUAGCAGCGCCAUCUCCUGUUACUGCUGCUCCUGCGCCUGCUGGUGACAACGCCGAAGACGACGACAAGGAUGAUGGCGCCCCACCUCUUGAAGGGAAUGGUGGCAAGACCGACAAUUACGUGUGGACCCAAACGUUGCAGGAAGCCCACGUAACGAUCCCCGUGCCCCAAGGCACGACGUCGAAGCAAGUCGUUGUCGACCUUCGCUCCAAGACGUUGAAAGUGGGGCUGAAGAGCCAGCCGUUGAUCGUGGAUGGCGACCUGCACAAGAAAAUCAAAGUCGAAGACAGUUUUUGGACGCUCGAGGACAACAACCGCAUUUGCGUGUACCUCCAGAAGGAGAACCAAAUGGAGUGGUGGAAAUGCAUCAUGGUGGGCGACGUCGAGAUUGACACGAAGAAGGUGCAACCAGAGAACUCGAAGCUGAGCGACUUGGAUGGCGAAACGCGGCAAACGGUCGAGAAGAUGAUGUUUGACCAGCGCCAGAAGCAAAUGGGGCUGCCUACCAGCGACGAACUGGGCAAGCAGGAGAUCCUGAACAAGUUUAUGAAGGCACACCCCGAAAUGGACUUUAGCAAGGCCAAGAUCAACUAAAUGUGCAAGAGAAAAUUCUGGAUGGAUGCACGUGGUGCGUCGACUUUGCGCU
Messenger RNA from Aphanomyces invadans, 1026 nucleotides. RefSeq lists its product as hypothetical. NCBI's taxonomy places the organism in Eukaryota, Oomycota, Saprolegniomycetes, Saprolegniales, Verrucalvaceae. The transcript is spliced from 2 exons. Gene Ontology annotation, cellular component: cytoplasm. The coding region runs from base 18 to 974 and encodes 318 amino acids. Gene Ontology annotation, biological process: protein folding. The record is from RefSeq and is a predicted model, not a curated record.